Sorghum bicolor (sorghum) is the source of this 1214-nucleotide messenger RNA. RefSeq names its product annexin A4. Lineage: Eukaryota; Viridiplantae; Streptophyta; Magnoliopsida; Poales; Poaceae. Gene Ontology annotation, cellular component: cytoplasm. Gene Ontology annotation, molecular function: calcium-dependent phospholipid binding; calcium ion binding. The record is from RefSeq and is a predicted model, not a curated record.
UCCAAGGGAAAGGAAACCGCCGCGACCGCGAGCAAUGCCUGGUAUUUAUACGGCCGCGCCAGCGCGUUCUGGACUGGACGGGCCAGGGCCAGUCCAAACGAGAGUUCUCUACAUCCAGCACUUCAUUCAGGCGGCGGCGACCACGACCAUGGCGACCAUGGCCUCUGCGGGGUCAUCCGAGGAGGAGGAGGAGGAGGAGGCGUGCAGGGAGAUCCGGGGCGCGUCCGGCACGCCGCGUCGCCUGGGCCUCCUCCUGGCUCCGCGGAGCCCCGCCGAGAGGCAGCAGAUCAGGGCGGCGUACCGCGCGACGUUCGGCGAGGACCUCGCCGCGACGCUGCACGGCAACCAGGACGACGAGCUCUGCAAGCUGCUCUACCUGUGGGGGGCGCUGGAACCGGCGGAGCGGGACGCCGUCGUGGCGCGGGAGGCGGUCGAGGGCGGCGUCACCGUCGCCGGCUACCGCGCCCUCGUCGAGGUGUUCACGCGCCGGAAGCAGGACCAGCUCUUCUUCACCAAGCAGGCAUACAUGGCCAGGUUCAGGAGGAACCUGGACCAGGACAUCAUGGUCACCGAGCCGUCUCACCCUUACCAGAGGCUGCUGCUGGCUCUGGCGGCCUCCCGCAGGUCGCACCACGACGACCUCAGCCAGCACGUAGCCAAAUGCGACGCGAGGAGGCUGCACGACACCAAGAACAGUGGUGCUGGCUCCGUCGUCGACGAGGCUGUGAUCCUCGAGAUGUUCAGCAAGAGGAGCAUCCCACAGCUCAGGCUGGCCUUCUGCAGCUACAAGCACAUAUACGGGCAUGACUAUACCAAGGCACUGAAGAUUAAUGGGUCUGGUAAAUUUGAAGAAUCUCUGAGAGUUGUUGUCAAGUGCAUCUACAACCCUUCCAAGUAUUACUCUAAGUUACUGCAGAGAAGUAUGCUAUCUGCAGCAACUGAUAAAAGGAUGGUAACAAGAGCUAUCUUGGGCAGCGAUGAUGUCGGUAUAGAUGAGAUCAGAUCAGCGUUCAAGAGUAGUUAUGGAAGGAACCUUGCAGACUACAUCCAAGAAAACUUGCCUGAGAGUGAUUACAAAGACUUCUUGUGGCUGUGGCAAGAGGGUCAGUGGCACCAUGAGGUUGUUGGAUGUUUGUAGUAGAGGUAUCCUUGAGCUGUUCAUGGAAUGGAUUAAUGGAAGAAAAAAAAUACUGUUUUGCAUGCUGCAAUAGUAA